This is a messenger RNA of Cuculus canorus (common cuckoo), 1272 nucleotides long. Its product is annotated as serine/arginine-rich splicing factor 4-like. NCBI's taxonomy places the organism in Eukaryota, Metazoa, Chordata, Aves, Cuculiformes, Cuculidae. The transcript has a single exon. The record is from RefSeq and is a predicted model, not a curated record.
AUGGAUCCCCAUUCCCUGCUCCGAUCCCGAUGGGAAACGGGAUGGGAUAACGCCAAAGAGGGUGAAACCAGGAUUGGGAUUUGCCCCGGAGCACAUUUGGAUGUGUGGAGAGGAUCCCGAUCCCGAUCCAGAUCCAGAUCCCGAUCCAGAUCCAGAUCCCGAUCCGGAUCCGGAUCCCAAUCCCAAUCCAGAUCCAGAUCCAGAUCCAGAUCCCGAUCCCGAUCCCGAUCCCGAUCCAGAUCCAGAUCCCAAUCCAGAUCCAGAUCCCAAUCCCGAUCCCGAUCCAGAUCCAGAUCCAGAUCCCAAUCCAGAUCCAGAUCCAGAUCCAGAUCCAGAUCCCAAUCCAGAUCCAGAUCCCGAUCCCAAUCCAGAUCCCGAUCCCAAUCCAGAUCCCGAUCCCGAUCCCAAUCCAGAUCCAGAUCCCGAUCCCAAUCCAGAUUCAGAUCCCGAUCCAGAUCCAGAUCCAGAUCCAGAUCCAGAUCCAGAUCCCAAUCCAGAUCCAGAUCCAGAUCCGGAUCCGGAUCCAGAUCCCGAUCCCAAUCCGGAUCCAGAUCCCGAUCCAGAUCCCGAUCCCAAUCCAGAUCCAGAUCCAGAUCCAGAUCCCGAUCCCGAUCCAGAUCCCGAUCCCGAUCCCGAUCCCGAUCCUGAUCCAGAUCCAGAUCCCGAUCCCAAUCCAGAUCCCAAUCCAGAUCCAGAUCCCGAUCCAGAUCCCGAUCCAGAUCCAGAUCCCGAUCCCGAUCCCGAUCCAGAUCCAGAUCCAGAUCCCGAUCCCAAUCCAGAUUCAGAUCCCGAUCCAGAUCCAGAUCCCGAUCCAGAUCCCGAUCCAGAUCCAGAUCCAGAUCCCAAUCCAGAUCCAGAUCCAGAUCCGGAUCCGGAUCCAGAUCCCGAUCCCAAUCCAGAUCCAGAUCCCGAUCCAGAUCCCGAUCCCAAUCCAGAUCCAGAUCCAGAUCCAGAUCCCGAUCCCGAUCCAGAUCCCAAUCCCAAUCCAGAUCCAGAUCCAGAUCCCAAUCCAGAUCCCGAUCCCAAUCCCGAUCCAGAUCCCGAUCCCAAUCCAGAUCCCGAUCCAGAUCCCGAUCCAGAUCCCGAUCCCGAUCCAGAUUCAGAUCCAGAUCCCGAUCCAGAUCCCGAUCCAGAUCCAGAUCCAGAUCCAGAUCCCAAUCCAGAUCCAGAUCCCGAUCCCGAUCCAGAUCCAGAUCCAGAUCCAGAUCCCGAUCCCGAUCCAGAUCCCGAUCCAGAUCCCGAUCCAGAUCCCGAUCCCGAUCCAGAUCCUGA